This is a messenger RNA of Apis laboriosa (Himalayan honeybee), 9753 nucleotides long. It is a transcript of the gene Ephrin, whose product is annotated as ephrin-B2. Gene Ontology annotation, biological process: axon guidance; ephrin receptor signaling pathway. The transcript is spliced from 5 exons. The coding region runs from base 931 to 1959 and encodes 342 amino acids. Lineage: Eukaryota; Metazoa; Arthropoda; Insecta; Hymenoptera; Apidae. Gene Ontology annotation, cellular component: plasma membrane. The record is from RefSeq and is a predicted model, not a curated record. Gene Ontology annotation, molecular function: ephrin receptor binding.
UCGAUCCGAGAGAAAGGAUCGUUGGUGAGAUGCUCGGGAGAAUUUCUCUUCCACGGUGAUUCGCGUGAUUCCGUCGCCGAGCGUCGGAUGCUCUUACUGUCCGUGAAAGAAGAAGUGUACCAACGAAGAAGUCGUUCCAAGAGUUGUUUCGUCGGAUGGAUUUUUGAAAAGAAAAAAAAUUCGUCUCUCCGAUGCGUCACCUGUUCGUCCCGUCUAUCGAAAUAAUCUAUGUUUCGUCGAUAGUCUCUCGUCGUCCCGAUCGGAUUUAAGAAAAGUUAGACCAAUGAGAGGGCAAGCAAGGUGCGCUCGUGGUGAGAGAAACACGGGGUGGAUCCAUGGAACGCGUACCUCGGUGGACACCGUUGGAAGCAGCCGAACACCGGAGAAAUUUAAUCUGUUCUAACGGCCAAUCGUCGUUCGCCGAGGAUUUCACCAAAGAAUUUCGCUAUUCGUGAAGUCAACGUUCUCAACGUUCUCUCCCUUCAUCCGUUAGAUUCACUCUCCUCGCUCGAAAACAUCGAAUCGGAGGAGUGUACCAACUUGUGCGGAUAAACUGUGUACCGUUGGAACGAUCGGCGAAUUCUUGUUGGGAAUGUUUCUCGGGUGGAUAAACGGGGACGAGUGAUACGCGAGUCCCAUAAUUUGGUCGUUCGAGGAAAGAGGGAAAGAAGGGAAAAUAAAAUAAAGGGGGAAAGAGUGAAAGGAAAGCAAGAACUUAAUAGUUAACGAGGAGGAUAGUGAAAGUGUGGAUGUGGUGUCCGUGCAACGGUGGUGGAAGGUGGUCGUGGACGGCAGCGACAAAGGCAGUGCAGGUGUCGUCAACGUAUUUGUUGUUAUUCUUGUUGUUCUCGUCGUUUGUUUGUUGAUUGUUGUAUUCCCGGUGAGCAGUGGUGACGCGGUGCGCGCUGCUCGUCCGUCCACGUUGUUACGAUGGUUUCCACGUCCUUUGUAACUUUGGUGUUCUUCGUCUGCCUGCAAACGAUAUUACUCUCGACCGUGAGCAAUUGCGCAAAGACGAUCAGCAUGUACUGGAACACCACCAAUUCCAUAUUUCGAAUAGACAACACGGACCAUAUAAUAGACGUGAACAAGAACAACGCGGCGUUCGAGUACGAUCAAGUGAACAUAAUAUGUCCUGUGUACCAGCCAGGAACGUAUGACGAGGACGCGGAGAAGUAUAUUAUUUACAAUGUAUCCAAAGAGGAGUACGAAACAUGUCGGAUAACAAAUCCGAAUCCGCGAGUGAUAGCGGUCUGUAACAACCCGUAUAAGACUAUGUACUUCACGAUCACCUUCAGGCCGUUCACACCGCAACCCGAAGGCCUGGAGUUCCUGCCAGGCCACGAUUACUAUUUCAUCAGCACUUCGUCCAAGGACGAUCUCCACAAACGCAUCGGUGGACGAUGCACCAGUAACAACAUGAAGGUGGUCUUCAAAGUGUGCUGCCGCAACGAAGCUGACACCUCGUCGUCAUCAGCGACAUCGCGCAACAAUUCCGUGGCCGUAACCAGCAGCACCGUACCAAGCAGCAGCUCGACCAGCACCGCUGUUUUGGGUGGAGGAGCCGCUGGAAUACCACCCCCGCCACCACCGAGCGUCCUCAAGGGCGGAGAUCGAUUCUACCCAGGGGGCAGCAUUCAUCAUCAUCACGAUCAUCAUCAACCGGCCACGGCGGCGCCGACCCUGCCCCACGUGCCCCCUCCGGCCAUCUACCCCGUGCAUCCGCAUCAGCCUCCGAUUCACAAUGGACCUCCGUCCUCCUCGCCGCCCAAGACCUCGAUCGGCCAGAAGAAGAAGAACAAGGAAUAUUCAGACCACCCUAACGAAGUAGUAAAGAACGAAGAAUUGACUUAUAAUGGAUCGAGUUCCAGCCGUGUUCAAGAUUGGUACAGCCAAUUGUUGGUAGUGCUGAUGGGAAGCUUGUUGAUCAGCGCGAUUCUGCCGCAAUUAUUGCGGUGAAGUGACAACAUUACUGACGAGAACGUAUAUCUCAUACGUCGAAACCCCUUUUUCUGUGAUUAUCCUACGUUUAAUUAAUUUCUUGAGGCACGCGUGUGCACGUGCACUCGCGCGGCCGUCCCUCGAUCGUGAAAAAUAAAACGUGCACGAUUUAUGGUCGGACUGCCUCGAGAGAAAAAGAGAACGAGAAAAUUUAAUCGGGAUGGAAGAAAGACAAAAACGAAUAACUUUAAAAAAAAAAACGAAAAUUUAAUGAAAAUAAAAGAGAAUACGAAUUUAAGAAGAACGAAGAGUUGGUAAAAAACAAAUAAACGUUAAAUGUCAAGAGAAGAGACACGCACGACACACGAGCAGCAACGCCAUAUUGAAACUAUUCGAAACGAAGAAAGAAGAUGUAGCUAAGAUUGCAAAGACGAAGAAAGACGAAAUGAGAAGAAACGCUACUACUAGACAUUAUUAUAGUAUGCCCACUAUUAUCACUACUAUAAAUGGUAGUCGUAUUGGUUGUCCUUCUUAUCAUUACGCUAAUUCUAGGUAUUUAUUGGAAAUACGAAGAAAAAGAACAAAGUGAACAGCGUGCUAACUAUCCUCAAGCGAGAUACAAUAUAUCUAUAGUAAUAAAUGAUAAAUAUAUAUACGUCAGAAAAGCGCGAAAAUUCUUUCCUUUAAAGACCAUAACCUCGCGCAUGAAAAUUUCAGUUAAAUCGAAUUACUGAUGAUAAUAUUGAUUGACGAACGAUUCUUUGUCACUCAUUCCUUUAUCGCUUAUGGAAAUAAUAUUGUAACUGACAAAUCGAUUAAUCACUUUAAUUUAAAAUUUACAUAAGAAGCUAAUUAUUAAUUAAUACAAAUUAAAUUAACUUGCUAUUUUAGUAUAUAUAUAGUACUUACCAUUUAUUUUUUCUAUAAUAUUCCCACUCACAUGUCACGAAUGUAAAUUUUUUUACUUCACUGUGAAGAUCAUGUCGAGCACUGAUCGUAUUCGUUGCGAUAAUCGAAUCAAACGAUAAGUUACGAUUGAUCGCGACGUCAGCGCCAAUAAUCGAAUCGAAAUCUAUCGAAGAAUAUUGUAAUGGCGGAGAAUCGUUCAUACUCUGCCAAGAGUCGCGACCAGGAUAAUUAGCACGCGUGUAAAUAAAUUCCUAAUUAAAUAUGUACAAGUGACUCUUGCCUCAUCUUAGAGGUAGAGGAAUUUAAGAGAGUGCCGUAUAAUAGGUAAAAUCUUAUAUAUGACACGUGAAGAGUGCGUGAGUGAAAAUGGCGAAGUGUGAUAGAGUAUAACGUGUGUGUGUGUGUGUUAUGAGACACGUGUGACAUUCGAAAAUACAAGGAUCGCUCAUUGCAUAGUCGAGUGUUACAAAAUUAUGUAAGGUGCGACAAAUCUGUAAGUUCCGACCGCGGUUCUUGCAACCGUGACACUUUCACGAAUAUGUGAAGUAUUGUCAUGAAAAAAUCCGAAAUUCCUCGCUUCAAUCGAAUUCGUCGAAAGAAGAACGAGCGAACGAACGAAAGUAUGGUAAUGUAUGAAAGAGAGACUGAUCACGAAGCGAGAAAUAAAAAAUAAAAUUUUUGUAUUAUAGUUGUAUCAUACCGAACUUUAUCUAUAGAUCUGUAUUAUAUUUAUUAUCCGCUAUCAUUACGCUACGAAUAAUCACACUCGAUAUUCUAUAUUUACUAGUAAAAGAAAUAUCAAAUUUAAUAGCGAAUAAAUUGCGUAUUCGGCGGGAUAAUGAUAAAAAAAAAAACGACAUGAUGCGAGUAAAACGAUGAAUUUUUGACUCCUAUAAUCAUCGAAUCCGCCAUUUGUUGUUUUCUUCAUUUUUCUUUUUUUUUUAUUCUCUCGUAUUAUAUCGUUCAAAAAUGUUGAACAUGCACGUUCAAAUGCGUACUUGAACAUGUGCUCGCGAAUUCAACAAAUUAACCAUGCAAUCAUCGAUUUUAUUUGUAUCAUCCUUCGUAUUGCAUCAUUGUCUCUAUAGUUCUUUUCUUUCUUUUUUAUAUUCUAUUUAUUAUACACCGCCAUGCAAACUUCAUUUCCAUACGCGUACUAACGAACGUAUGCGCAUGAAAAUCGCAUUUAUUUGUAAAACAUACGGGAUUACAUAUAUACAUGCACAGUGGUCACAUUCGUUACACGCGAUUCGCUCCGGUCUGACGCAUGCGCCGAUAACAACGCCCUCUCUUCAUCAAGCUUCGUUCACACUGAAAUCGCAAAUGAUGUCGUUAUAAACUAAUAUAAUUCUAAAGCGUUUUUUCUACAUUAUUGUAAACGUAAUCAUUUCUCUCGAUCGUAAUCACGGAUCUAUAUUUCUAUUGUUCACAAUAUUGGCAUAAUCAUUCGGCAAACGUCAAAUAUGUGUCUUGGAUUUUUAAUCACGCGAAACAUAUUACCAUAAUACAAUACACAAUGCAUUGUUGUCGUGUAAUCUAUAACUUUUGAAUUUUUUCCAUCAAUAAUAUUGGUCACACGAUCACGAUAGCACUAUUUUGUAUAAAUAUAUAAUACUUACGCGUAUAGCUCAAUUUCGGGAAUGAUAAAUUGUCGUUUCGCAACACAUGUGCAUUAAUAUUAUACAUUUUUUCGUGUUGGUAUAUCUGACGACUGAUUAAUCAUAAUUGACAAAUCGUAUUUAUUAAGCUUAUAUUGAUGAUACGAAAAUCAGGAAAUAUAAUUGUACAUAUAACCUAGUCUCAAAAAUGGAUCCGUGAGUGUCAGUGUAAACGAAGCUUAAUAGAUACGUAUAAUUGUUUCCGCGCGUAUGAAAAUGCACACAAUGGCCGAAGAGUGUUCAAGGAUGCGAAGGAUAAAAACAACAAGGAGCAAAUAAUCGUUUUGCGUUGGCCACAAGAAAAGAAUUCGAUGGAACGAUAAUUAGAGUAAUGAAUUAUUGUAAAUACGAAUAUGCGGAGAGAAUUACAUAUUGUAUAAGGCAGAGCGACAGAAUGCGAGAAACAGAAUGAAAGUGAGAGAGAGAGAGAGAGAGAGAGAAAGAAAGAAAGAAAGAAAGAAAGAAAGAAAGAAAGAAAGAGACCCCUAAUUCCGAAUCGUAGAUAAUAAAGAAGAAAUGUAUUCUGAUGGUUGCUCGAUUGACCGACUCGUUUUCAUCGUUCAUUGAUGGUUUAUCGUCCUUGAUUAUACGCGGCAAUUAAAUAAAAAUCAAUGGCCACGAUUAGCCGGGAAUGUUGAGGGAAACGGCGGAAAUCAAAUGCGUGUAUAAUGUUAUCCAUUACAGUAUUGUAAGCCUAAGUAUUACAUGCCUCCGAUCCACGUCUGUUUGUCUGUCUGUCCGUUCGUCUGUCUACAAUUUAUACUUUUUACCCAUGUGUUAACCGCAAUAGCAAUUUCGUACACAUAUAUGAGCGAUCGAUGAUGAGAAAGCAGUUCACAACGAUACCACGAUUCCAUAGAAUAUAGAAUCUCAUAAUCACAUUUCCGUUUCGUUAAUUAUAGCUACUAUACGAUAAAGUUUCUUUUUAGUUUUCUCUCUAGUCGUUUUUUUUUCAUUUGCACUCAUGUACUUACACACGUGGAAUUGUUUGUGAAUCGCUGAUCAACCCGCAAAUCGAAAUCCAAAGACAAUCACCUGCACCAUUGUAAAGAAAAGCGUUCAGAGUCUCAGCGUAGUCUCAGUCAUCUAUUAUAGCAUUACAAUAUCCAUUAGAUAUAUAUAUAUAUGGUUCGUUAACCUUUUCACACGAAGUAGUUAACACACGAUUGUACAAAAUGUUUCUCAUAUACAAGUUCGCUUUGCGGGUCUCAGAGGAUAUUACACAUACAGUACAUACAUUUGUAAAGGGAUGCAAAUAAUAGAGUACAUUUAUGUUUUUAAUCGUUAUAAUCGACGAUCCAUGUAAUAAUUAUACAUCUCAAAUCGUGGAUGUAUCGAUUGAACUGCUUUGGACGGCAAAAAUUAUCGAUCGACUCGAUAGCGAAUUAAUCAGAACCAGCGUGAAAACCCGUAAUCAAUUAAACAUAAAUGCAAUAGCAAUGCAGCAAAGUUACAUAGAUCCAAUGUGAAUGGUACUCAUUCUUACGGACGAUAGGUAAAUAUAAACAAUAAUAUAGACUCGAACUAUCGAUAGAAAAUAGACAAGAUCACUCACUGCAAUUUAUUUUUAUUUUUCUCUCCUUCAUUUAUUUUUAUCUUUUUUUUUUUUUAAUUUUUUUCGACCGAUUUGCUCUAAAAGCACUUCCAUCCACACUCCGAUCCCAUCACUACCGACCACGUGAAACGCUGUUCCUCGAAAGUUAUUUUUAUAAUCGUGAACAGGGACAAGCAUUGUACCAUAAGGUACUUAAAUCGUUAGUAGAAAGUAUAUGUAUAUAGAUAUAAUAGAAAGUUUAACGAUACCGAUAUUAAUAAAGAACACAAUAAUAAUCGUAAUAUCAUCGAAGAUUACGAUUAAUCAAAUCGCGCGUUAAGAUUAGUCUUCAUUGUUAAUCAUGUAUACACAUCAUUGUAUACACACAGGUAAAUAUAUACACACGUUGCAAAUUGCACGUUUUGAGCAGAAAUACAUGAAGAAUAAAAUGAGGAACAGGUUUCACGAUUUUCUAACCCAAAGACGUUCGAACCUCUUUUCAUUGAUGAUUUUUUUUUUUUAUGAUUUAUUUUUGCUAUUUCAUUGUGUUAUCCUCUCGUGUGCGUGUUUAGGAACAAUGCCAAGAGAUUAGAGAUCUUGGAGUAAGGAGAUCACAACACGUGAUUAUCGUUACGUUCACGAAUGGACUUGUUCCUCUCUUCUCGAGACAAAGAAUAUAAAAAAGGAGAUGAGAUAAAAUAAGCAUUAACGAGAAAGAAAGAAUUAUGAGGAAAGAAAAUAUGAAAGGAUCGAUUAAAUUAGAUAUACCGCGUCGAAUUGAUAAUAUCGCGGAUUUAUUGAGCGUAAAAAUGGAAUCGAGAUGAUUUCGUAGGUACGUCAUUGUAAAUAAAAAAAAAUGAAGAGAAAAAAACAAAAAAGAUUACGAUCAAUAAACGAUAACACGAUGAAAUUUAUAUUAAAUACAUAGCAAGUACGAGGAUAGGUUUCUAAUAACGAUUUAUUAUAAAAGUGAAUGUACGUUGAUGUCUAAGAUUUUUAACAAGAUGGAAAAAAAUAAGAAAAACACAAAGUGAUUAUUAUUAAACUAUGAUUAUUAACUCAUAACCGAGAAACACAAGUACUAAUUAAACAAGAGAGAGUUUGAAUACAGAACCACAUUUUUUAGCCAGGUCAUGAAUUUUCUCACGUUGCAUAUAUUACUUUUGUAACAGGUACAUUACAUAACACAUAUGAUCACGGUCACAGAAACCAUAUAAGAGACACCGCGUUAUCAUGAAGCGACCAUUAGAUUUCUUUUUUUUUUUCUUGAACAUGAUAUGUGAACAUAUAAAUUAAAAAACAGUUGCGAUAUCAUAUUUAUACAUAUUUAUACAAGGAAUAAAAAAAUUCCAAAGAUGAUAUAUGAUUUUUUUGAUUAAUCAAAUUGAUAUAGAUAUUAUUACAUAGUCCUGAGAAACAAACUAUCAACGAUUUAUAUAAUUUGAUCGAUUAACUUUGUUUAAUAAUCAAGUCAAGAUUUUUAGUUUUCAAUUAUGAUAUAGGAAUAUUUAAAAAAAAAAAAAAGAAGAGGAAACAAGCUAAAAAAAUAACGUGGUUCACUUGUGGUAUUCGUGAACGAGAUCGAUUAUAGAUUGCGUGUAUUCACUAAGUAUGCACGUUCAGUACAGUACAGUCGUUCAUUACAAAGCAUUACAAAUACAAUACAAAGUAGCGUAGUGUUCAUAAUGGUAGUCCACUUGUAGCGAAAUAGUGUUUAAACAGUCCAAGCAAACAACAAGCAACAAGAAAAAAAACCGGAAAAAAGACAUAAUCGUCAAAAAAAUUGCAGGUAACCAUAAAAAAUACAGUAAACGUGAAUCGAUCUUCGUAAAGUACGUGCAAGACACGCACACUCAUACAUAUACACAUGUACACAUGCACACGACACAUGUAUUAUAUACACAUAUAUUGGCACAUAUUGCGAUACAAGUUCACUCUCAAGCGCGUCGCAAAAAAAAAAAAAUGUUGCUCUAAAGAUAUGAAAAAAGAAAAGAAAAAAUAAACUAUAUAUUUAAAUACACUCGUGACACAAAUACAAAGACACGAUAUACACAUAUACGAAAGCGACGCGAUUUCGACAACCAUGUGACAGAAAACGCAGAAAGCGAAUUCACUCGCAGAAGUAAAAGAAGAAAGAUAGAAAAGAGGGUCGAGGGACGUUCUAAACGUAGACCCGUCGGCGUCGCGCGAUUUAUAUAGCUAUAUUGUAUUAUGCAUGUCGAUAUACGGUCACAUAUAACGAUGGAAAAUGAAAGUAAACCAAAUGAAACAAAAUGAAAAAAAAAAAAAAUGGAAAAAGUAACUGAAAAAAAGUUAAAAUGCCGGACAGGGAGACCGGGCGUCCCCCCAUUAAAAUAAUAAUUACACGUACAUACUCACUCACAUAACACAUACAGAGUACAUCGACGCGUACGACGUACAUUACGUCGGCGUUGAAACGUUUCAUUUUGAAAGUACCUUGCGCGAGUCGUCUCGAAUCGUUUAAGUACAAAAAGAAAUAAAAAAAUAAAAAGAAAGAGAGAAAGAAAAGAAGAAGGAGAAGAAAUGCUGUCUCGAUGGACGAGAUGCGUGCGAUCCACGUUCCACGCGAUUCAGAAACCAGGGUAUUGAGUAUUAAUUCGUGGAUUCGGUGAAGAAAUCAGGUUUCCUUUUUUGUGUUUGAGGCCAUCAGCGACGAGCAUCUUUUGCGUGGGUUGUAUAUGAAUCGGAGGGAUUCACGAUGCUGAGUGGUAAAUUUGAGGAAAUCGCGUGUCACGCCUCUUUCGUUAAAUCCCCGACAGGCAUUAAUGAGUUCCUGGAAUCAAAUUGGUUGUAAGAAUUAUAUUUAAACGAUGUUUUGCCUGUUCAAUUCAAAAGGUUGUAGACGCAACGCGAAUCCCUUCGCGUUCGUUUUCAAAAUGUUUCUAUUUUUUUGAAUGAAUGAAAACGAUAUGCGAAUAAAAAAUACAUUCGUAUAUUAUUUCAAAGAAUAUUUAUUAAAAAACGCUGAACACAAAUAAUAUAUAUACGCUUUGUUGCGCUGAUUUUUCGGCUUUAUUAAUAUUAUGUACAUUUAUCUAACAUGCAUUUUUUAUCGCUGUUUUUAAACGCUGUGAGUAUGAGAUACAAAAAAAAAAAGAUUGAAUUAUGUUCUUCUCAAAGUUCAAACCUGUUUUCAUGCAAUCUCGUGUUAUUUUUUUUUUUUUAUAUAUCUAUACGCUUUAAUAGAUUUGACAGAUUUCAAAUGUUUUAAUCAGUGGAUAACGUAUGAAAUUUCUAACGCACAGACAUAAAACCAUGAUACUUCUUGCGUCGCGUGAAACGUCGAGCAAAAUAUAAUAAAAUGAAAAACUAUCAUUUUUAAUUAUUGUCGUCGAUAACCUCGUAAAUAAUUGGUAAUUAUUGUAGCCAUAAUUUGUUCGUUGUCCUAUCUUGCAAAACGAAUGUUAAAAAAAAAUGGAGAGAGAGAAGUUAUAUAGUAUGGAGGAAUGUGAGUUCGCAGUGAAAACAGAUGUCCGGUUCGCAUUCUUGAAUUUCGCGAAUCUUUCGGUAUUAAUAUAUUAAUUACGUAUACAAAUCGCUAAUUCAUUCCACGUUCUAUUGAAGUUGAAACACAGUCUCUCGAAGACGAGCGCGCAUUCACAAGUAGUACAUCUUAAAAAAAGCACAUAAUAUCCAUGAUUAUUCAAUAAUUUAGAUAUUGAUGAUUCAAAAUUAAACAAAUUAUCUUAA